AUGUGCCGCCUGUGACGGCCCGUGGGUGCGUGCGGUCUUGAGCUUGGGUGCUCGUGGUCACCACCGGCAUCUACCAGCUCGCCGCGUCUCGACCCGGGCGUUCUCCUGAUCUGAUCAGCCGUCUCGUCUCUGAGCGGUGCUCAUCCUCAAUGACUCGAGCCUUGUCGCGGACUCGCUGUUGGCCACCGCCUCCUGGCAACCAGCUUUGGCAAGGACCGUGCCGUGCCAGAAGCGGACAUUCCUGGGCAAGGCUUUCCCCUUUCAGUUCAUAUAGUUGGAGUCACGCCGAAAGUCCGAAACUAUCUCUGGUUUGCAUAGAAUCCAUAUAGGAGGAAAGGAAAGAAGAUCAAUGCUUGUGUGCAGAUGACACAACAGCACAUCUGCAUGGCUCCAGGUAUUCCCUUUAUUUUCUUUUGUUAACCAACAACACAGCAUAUCCUAUCUACGUAGUUUCCUAUACCCAUGUUACAUUUGUUCACACUUCUUCUUCGGCUUGUACCUUCUGCUUUCACCACAAAUUCCUUCACCAAAUAUGCUAGCAACUGCUCCAAUAUUACAAAUUUUCUUAACCCACGUUUCAUAUCACCAGUCAUUACUUAGACUGCAAGUGGAGCUUCCCAAAUCCCAAGCACCAUAUCUUAACCAGGACCCACCAAAUGGAGUGGAGUGCAGAUACAAGUAGCUAAGCAUUUGCAACACAGUCACUACUUCUUAAGGACUAUACACUGACUGCAUAGCGCGUAGUAUUUGUUUAAGGUCACUGGUGUGAUGCUAAGGUUUGUGCUUGCAGCUUGCCUGGAAUGUUACUUUAGCCGCCCACGUAUAUUUUUAUUUUCCCCGAGACUAACCGACCCUUACCCUCCCACCCAAGUCCUAACUACUACCACUACUGGUUGCUGCCCUUCCUCUGCAACUAAAGUAACCAUAGUUGAUAACACUGGCUAUCCCAAAUCUCCAAUCCACACACACUGCUCGUGGUGUUUGGAGAUGUCAUGGGCGAAAGCAGCACGUUUCACCUAAGCUACAGUUCUCAGGUUCAUCCCAAGUCAUCAUAGGCAAAUCAUAACAGCUACAAGGGUGCUGUGAUCCUCCUCCACUUGAUGCCGUGGGAGAAAAACAUGGUUGCUAUGGAAGCUGCUGUGGUAACAGGAAUAUUGAAGGUUGUGGGCAACAAGUUAGCUCCACUGGUUAUCAAAGAGUACAGGUGUGUAGUGAGUGUCAAAAAGGAUCUCCAGGAGCUUCAAGAUCUUGCUACGCAGAUCAACUCUUGGCUGGAAGCACAAGGAGGCAGAGCAGAAGGAAAUUGGCUCAAAAAGUUGAAAGAUGUAGCCUAUGAUGUUGACGAUGUUGUGGAUGAGUUCCAGCUAGAGGCUGAAAAAAAGGAUGUCAAUUCUGAUGGUGGAACAGUAUCCACAUACCGCACAAAGCCAAAAUCAUUUUUGCUUCAGUGCACGGCGGCCUGGAAAAUCAAGGACAUCAAGAAGCGGUUUGCUGAAAUUGUGAAGCAAAGAGCUGACAUCAAUGCAAUAAAAAAUAACAUACCAGACGCUCAUCCUGCACGACAUAUAACUGUGGAGUUGCUACCAUUACCCAAUGUGGAUGCGUCAUCAGUAAUCGGAAGAGAUAGAGAGAAGCACCAAAUAAUAUUCAAACUGGUAGAGAGCAAACACCAACAGAAAAUCAAGAUAGUUUCCAUCAUUGGACUUGGCGGCUCUGGGAAAACUACCUUGGCUAAACUUGUUUUCAAUGAUGGGAAUAUAAUUGCAAAGGAUUUUGAAGUUAGACUGUGGGUUCAUGUGUCGCAAGAAUUUGCCAUUCAAAAGCUUGUCGAGAAGUUGUUUGAAGCAUUUGCUGAAAAUAAAUCUGACCACCAUCCCUUGCCUCAUAUGAGCAAAAAAAUAUCAGAAAAAUUGUCUGAAAAGAGGUUUCUACUUGUUUUAGAUGACGUCUGGACAGAGGACCCAAUUCAAUGGGAAGAAUUCAUGGCAUUUCUAAAUGGGAUUGCACCUGGUCCUGGAAGUACGAUUUUGCUCACUACUCGAAGUAGAGAAGUUGCGGUAACAGUGGGAUCCAGUGACCACUUUGACUUGCCAUUGUUGUCUCCGAACGACAGCUGGCAACUGUUCCAACAAAGCAUAAUAAUGCCUGCUACACGUUGGACUCUUCAAUUUGAAGAGGUUGGGAAUCAGAUUGUGAAAAAAUGUGGUGGGUUACCACUGGCAAUUAAAGUUCUUGCAUGUGCCCUCACUGGCAAGGAACGAAUAGAAGAAUGGAAGGCCAUGAGAGACAAUAGUUUAUUAGAUGCAGUGGGUGAAGAAAAUAGACUAUUUGCAUGCUUGAAGUUGAGCUAUUUCCAUUUGCCAUCCCAUCUAAAGCCAUGCUUCACAAUAUGCUCACUUUUUCCCAAAGGCUACAUGAUUGAUAAAGAACAGUUGAUUGACCAAUGGAUUGCCCAUGAUAUGGUUGGAGUGGAGGUUGGUGUUGAUUACUUCGAGUAUACUGCCCACAAGUACUUUAAUUCUCUCGUUCAGAGGUCCUUUCUACAGGAUGUAGAUGAAAAUUCUUAUGGAAGAGUGAAAUGCAGGAUGCGUGAUUUGGUUCAUGAUCUUGCUCAGUCCAUCUUGGGUGAAAAAAUAUCACUUGUCGUGCCAAAGGAGGCAUCCAGUUCCACCAGGAGCUACAGAUAUUUUUCUUUAGCUAAACAGAAAAUCCAUUUACUACCCAAAAAUCUCUUCCAGAAAGCACGUGCUCUAUAUGCUGAUAAGUGUGAAGUUGAUUGUAAAAUAUUCAGCAAGGCACUAAAGAAUGCAAGACACUUGCGCAGUGUCACCAUGGAUUGCGUCGAUAAAGAACUAGUACAAGCCGUCAUAUUGCAGGUAAAAAAUCUGAAAUAUCUUGAGAUUUCAAGACAGUAUGGUGAAGCACUUCCAGAAGCUAUUUCAGAUAUCUGGAGCUUGCAAACUCUGCAUCUAACAUCUAGUGAUCUUCUCGAAUUGCCUAAAUCCAUAGGUAAGCUGCAGAAGCUAAGAACACUGAACCUGUCACAUUGUGAAAAGCUAAAGUGCUUACCAGAUUCUAUUGUUAAUUGCCAAAUGAUUUCAAGCAUUGAUCUUUGCAACUGCAAGCAGCUUACGGUACUGCCAAGCUCUAUUGGCAGAAACAAAAUGCUAAGAGUUUUGAGACUAGGCAACACCAAAAUGGAGAGGUUACCAUCAAGUGUCACAGCAUUGAGAAAUUUGGAGUGUUUGGACCUUCACGAUUGUCGGUAUCUGGUAGAGUUUCCUAAAGACAUGGGCAACUUGGACAAGCUUCAUGUUUUGAACCUCACAAAAUGUAAAAAAUUGGGAGGCAUACCGGUUGGAAUCAGACAGCUUAGUGGGCUACAAAAAUUGGGCUUGUUUGCUUUGGGGAAGGAUGAAAAGUUUGCAGGAAUCUCAGAACUUGGAAACUUACCUAGGAUUGGUGGGAAACUAAGUAUAAGAGGUAUUUAUCAUGGGCUGUACCCAGUGGAUGCAUACAAUGCACACUUGAAACUAAUGACAAACUUACAGGGAUUGGACCUACGGUGGAGAAUGGAGGACGAGGUCGAGGUGAACACUGAAUUGGAGCAGGCUGUCCUUGAUUGUUUGGAACCACCGCAAGGGAUUAAAGAGCUAAUGAUCAGUGGGUAUUCAGGUAGGCAAUAUGCAUGGUGGAUGCAAAAUCGAGUUGAUGGCGGAGUAAGUGGGCUUCCUUUCUUCCCAUUUUUGAGGGUGAUGGCGCUAUUUAAGUUGCCGAACUUGAAGCAUCUAAAUGGGCUUGCGGAGCUGCCUUGUUUGGAGGAGCUUAGACUGAGUCCAACAGCGCGAGGCAAACGCAAUUUUGCCUCACGCUCGCCACUAUGCCUCGACGAGCGGAGCUCAAACAGCAGAGGCAGCGGGCGAGGCAAACUUCCUUCCGAGGAGAGAGGAGAUGUAAAAAUACAUCCCCUCUCUCCUCGAAUGCAUUUCGCGAGCGACGGCGGCGACACAGAGGGUGCGCGGGGGCGGCGGCGCAGGGCGAGCGCGGCACGGUGAAGGAACGCCGGUGGGAGACAAGCGUGGCGGAGGAGCGCCGGCGCCGGAGCUCGAGCCCAAUCCAUGGCCGCCGGCGCGGGCCUGGUCUGCCGCGGGAGAAGGGGACGGAGAGGAGGGCCGGGGAGCAGAGGCCGGCCGCGAGGAGGUCCCGCCGGCUGGGGAGCAGAGGCGGGCCGGAGCUCGCCCUGGUGGCGUGUGUCCUCUGCGUGGCGCGGCGGAGCAAAUCUCGGUCUCCCUAGACUCCCCCGACGGUGGCCUCGAUGCGGCCCGAGUGGCGAGACGCGGCUCCAACGGCGGCCUUGAGCUCCCUCCGCGGCCGUGGCGACCUCGACGGCGCCCCCUCCUCCGACGGCCUCGAGCGGAGUGGAGCGGAUGCGCGCGGCCGGUGCGGCAGCCGGCGCGGCGGGCCUCGGCGGAGCCGGAUGCGCGCGGCGGCGUCGGGACCCAGCGGCCUCGACGAUGACCUGACCGGCCGCGAGGAGGUCCCCUGCUUCACCUCCGGCGAGCGCGGCCCCCUCUGAGCUCGAGGGCGGCCCUCCUCUCCUGAUGCUACGGCGAGCGGCGGGCGUGCCGGCCGGAGCGUUGCGCAGCGAGACAAGCAGCAUCCGACCUUCCCCCUCCCCUGUGCACGCGGCCGCCCUCCUUCCCCCUCCCCUGCCUGCUGGCGACGCGGAGCGGCCGAGGCGGCGGUGGCCGGUGACUGCGCGGCGCGGCGCGGCGGA
Messenger RNA from Panicum virgatum (switchgrass), 4777 nucleotides. Its product is annotated as putative disease resistance protein RGA3. The coding region runs from base 1101 to 4055 and encodes 984 amino acids. Gene Ontology annotation, biological process: defense response to other organism. The record is from RefSeq and is a predicted model, not a curated record. Gene Ontology annotation, molecular function: protein binding; ADP binding. NCBI's taxonomy places the organism in Eukaryota, Viridiplantae, Streptophyta, Magnoliopsida, Poales, Poaceae. The transcript has 3 exons.